Molecule: messenger RNA, 1478 nt
Organism: Ceratitis capitata (Mediterranean fruit fly)
Lineage: Eukaryota; Metazoa; Arthropoda; Insecta; Diptera; Tephritidae
Gene: cbc
Product: protein CLP1 homolog
Exons: 4
Coding region: 118-1386 (422 amino acids)
Biological process (GO): tRNA splicing, via endonucleolytic cleavage and ligation
Cellular component (GO): mRNA cleavage factor complex; nucleus
Molecular function (GO): polynucleotide 5'-hydroxyl-kinase activity
Source: RefSeq, a predicted model, not a curated record
UAUUGAUAAAGAUCGUUUCGUUUAAUCAACACGUUUAGAUGAACAAUCUGGCUGCACAUUAAAGUAAAUUACAAUACAAGUACUUUUUUUCUUUUUGAGUUAAAAUAUCGAAAAAAAAUGGCUGAAGAGGUUAAGGAAGGAAAAGAUUUUACACUUGAAGCCGAUUCAGAGUUGCGUUUUGAAAUUGAAGAUAAGGAUGCAAAGGUUUAUGUAAUGCUUAUUUCUGGUUUUGCUGAAAUGUUUGGUACAGAAUUAGUAAAAAAGAAAAAAUACGAAUUUCGGACUGGCGCCAAAGUUGCAGUGUUUACUUAUCACGGAUGCGUUUUGAAUGUUAAUGGCAAAACUGAUGUGAGCUAUAUAUCAAAAGAAACACCAAUGGUGCAGUACCUGAAUUGCCAUGCGGCUUUGGAGCAAAUGCGUGCUAGCGCGGAGGAAAAAGAUGAACGUGGUCCGAUAGCAAUGGUUGUAGGACCGCUCGACGUAGGCAAGAGCACCUUGUGUCGCAUAUUUCUUAAUUAUGCGGUGCGGCUUGGCCGACGACCACUGUACGCGGAUAUUGAUGUAGGGCAGGGUGCAAUCUCAAUUCCCGGCACAAUAGCUACAAUACUUAUUGAGCGGCCUGCUAGUAUCGAAGAAGGAUUCUCACAGAUAGCCCCUUUAGUUUAUCACUUUGGACACAAGAGUCCAGGUAGCAAUAAUGUGCUUUACAAGUCGACAGUAUCGAAAAUGGCGGAGGUCACAUUGGAAUCGAUGAAUGUUAACAAGCGAACAAAAUACUCUGGUAUAAUUUUAAACACUUGUGGUUGGGUAAAGGGUGAUGGCUAUGCUCAUUUACUACACACUGCCCAGGCGUUUGAAGUGAAUGCCAUAUUUGUGUUGGAUCAAGAACGUUUGUAUAAUGAGUUGUUACGGGAUAUGCCAUCUUUUGUACGCGUGGUCUUACUACCAAAAAGUGGUGGCGUAGUAGAACGAAGUAGGGAUUUACGGAACGAGCAACGUGAUCUCCGUAUUAAAGAAUACUUUUAUGGACAUCGAACUCCUUUCUAUCCGUUUUCAUUUGAGGUGAAAUUUCAAGAUUUGAAACUGUACAAAAUUGGAGCACCACCGUUGCCUGAUUCAUGCAUGCCCAUUGGUAUGAAGGCAGAAGACAAUAAAACUAAGGUUGUAGCGGUAACACCCAGUCCCUCAUUACUGCAUCAUAUUUUGGCGAUUAGCUUUGCUGAAACUACAGAUGAGGAUGUCAUUGGAACUAAUGUGGCUGGUUUCGUUUGCGUUACUGAUGUGGACAUGGAGAGACAAACCAUAACUGUACUUUCACCUCAACCACGGCCGUUGCCUAAUAACGUGCUGUUAUUGUCGGAGCUGCAAUUCAUGGAUAUUGUUUGAAACACGGACCGAAAUUGAUACACACAUAUAUGUAUACAUAAAAUAUAUAUAUAUUUAAUUUUAAUUUUGAAAUUCUGAAAGUAGUUGUACUU